GUCUCGCACGUGUCCGUAUAAAGUUCGGAUAACUGCUCCUUAUUGGUAGCGUGCGAGAAAUCAGAAAUUGCCCGUGAAAUCCAGCUUUCCGACGCGCCCCUGAACGUGGCCCGUAUGGGGGGGAGUUUACAUGUAUGUUGAUGUUUGGCGGCCUGUUGCGGCAGCUCAGACUGCUCGACCACACACUUAACCGGCCCCUUUAACCACCGUGGUGGCCGGUUUGUGCUCCAGUCUUGGACUGAGAAGUUGGCUCAGUGAUGCAGCAGCAGAAGAUGAUGGCUACAGCUGCUCUCAAAAACAGUAUCUGGGUUUUCUCUGCAAGUGAGUCAACUGGGGGUCUUUUAGGAUCCAGUUCCUGAGAUACGGUUCAGGACACAAAACGAGUCAACUGAAUCUCGUCUGCCGGGACAAAUCAGAGAAUUUGCAUGUCAACAUGGACAACAUCGAUGACUACUACAUUUGGCAGCGCCGUAUCCACCACGGGAUUAGGUAUCAGAAAGUCGCAGUCCCCUUCCCAGAGUCGGUUGAAAUCGGUUUGGAGUUCAACGCGGCAUUGGAAAGGAAGGAGAUGUUAGAUGAGUGUCUGCUGACAAAUGCUGUGAUGCUGGAGCUUUGUGACUUUGCCAAAACGGUGACCAAGUCAGAGAAGUAUUUCCUGUUCGAAAUGCUAGAGUUCAACUUUGACCUCGGCGUGGACGUGGACAAUGACAUGCAGUAUUAUGACUAUUCAACACGUGUUCACAAUAAAAUAAAACAGCUGAAAGAACAAAUCAAGAUGAAACCUCGGAGAUGGAAAGAAGCAUUUCCGCUACCAGAUCGAAACGUUAUAAUGGCGUCCGCAGGUUCAGAGGUGCCCGGACGGUACUACCCGAAAAGAAACAAAAUCGCGGAUAGUUCGGUCCUCACUGACGGCAGCAAGAGUAGCCAGUCUUCAGAAAAUCAGAUGACCGAGAGUAAGGGGGCCGCAAGCAGUACGUUCACUAUUAAGAAAAAAGGAGGAGUCCAAUUAAAACGAACAGAUGAUGUUUACCCUUUCUGUAGAGAGCUUGGUGUGGCUCUGGCUGUUCGACCGCAUGAAAAACCCAAACAGAAACUGGACCCAAAGCUGGUGACCAGCGGUGUGAUGUUGGAACUGCUUGAUUUUUCUAGAGUGCUUUGUGGAACACACACUCAGAUAGUUAACGCCUUGGUAAAGCACAAUUUUGGUCAUGAAUUGGAUAAAAUGCAGUUCCGCAUGCAGUUAAACAAGCUGAUGGAGAGAAAAUAUGCCUGCCUAACAGCUGAGGACAGAGGUGCCUUCCGAAAGGAGCCUUUUAGAUUCCAGAUCAAGAACCAGAAACAGAAGUAUAAAAAGAGAAGAAACCCUGACACAGAUUACCAAGAACUGGAAAGGCUAACAGUGGCCAGUAAGAGAAGAGAAACAUUGAGGCUCAGGCGCAGUGGUGCCCAAGAAAUUUGUCAGGAUAGUGAACUGUCAUACAUGUGUCCAAUCGAUUUUGAGACCGAAAUGCAGUCAGGUGCCGAGGUCGGACCAGAAAAAAUGAAGUUUGAGAGUUGUUUGUCAGGAACAGCUGUAGAAACAAAGUUGGCAGUGGCGCUGGAUGUAAAGCAAGAAGAAGAGGAGGUUUCCGUCUCCCCAAUUCAACCUCAGACUAAAGGCACCAACUCUUGUUUGUUUAACUUUCAUCCAAAGGAUGAACCAAUCUUGCGCCCGUUUUCUGAAAACAAAAACAAGAACAUUGAUUUAAAAACACUGAAACAGAGGCUGUGGAUGAGGCGUGCUACUCGCUCAAAACAAAUCCUGAAGUCGAGCAAAGUUAACGACAUGUUUACCCACUGCAGAGAUAUAGGUUUAGACUUUAAUGUCAGUUCAUGCAAGAAACAGAACUUGGAUCUGCGACUACUCACCAACUGGGUGUUGUGGGAGGUUUUAAAAUUUGCAACUACGAUGCAAAAGAGCUUACAAAGUUUUUUGUUUGACAUUCUGGACAACAACUUCAACCUUGUCCUCCAAGAUGAACUGCGUCAGCGCAAUUUUAUAUUUUACAUCAUAACAAAAGAAAGGACUCUUCGGAACCACCCUGCCAGACAGAAAACAGAGUUUCUCAGCAGUCCCUUUCAGUUCCCAGAUGUUUACAACAUGGUUGAUGCGACCAGCUUUUUUCAAACUGAACAGGGACUUGAAACAGAGCAGCAGACAAACUGGGAUUCGUCAUUAUCAGCUACAAGUCAGCAGACAGAUGUGGAGCCUCACCCGUUCUGUAAAAAGCUAGGUCUCAAUCUUUGGUCGACGGAAGAACAUCUGGCGAGCCAGAAGCUUGAUUUGACUGUCCUGACCACUGGAGCUGUGCUGGAAAUACUCAGCUUCGUCAGAGAGCUGUGCGGAGAGGUCCGCGAGACGGUCAAUGACAUCCUGGAGCACAAUUUCGAUCUUGAUCUGCAAAGUGGUGCGACCGAGGCCGCACAGUUGAUCACAAGAUGGUACGUGACGCAGAAAAGCUUGAUGAAAAAGCAAAACAUGUCACCAAAGAUAAAUAGGUGGUUGAACAUGGUCGUGCCACUGAAUGGUCACUCGCAGCUCAGUCCACAACCACCAACCAGCAACCGUCUUGAUCUCGAUUCAGGAAACUUAAACCUAGGCACAGAAAGGAGGGUAUUCAGUGGAAAUGUGCGACAGGUGAAGAAGGUCAACAGCUAUCACAUCUGCAGAGAAAAAGGGUUGGACCUUGACGUUGGCUCGAAAUCAGAAGCCAAAACCAAACUCGACUUGCGAGUGCUGACGAGGGGAGUCCUCUUUGAGAUGCAUCAGUAUGUAGAACAAAACUGCAAUCGUUACGUUCCGGCCCUGUACGAGAUUCUGGAGUACAACUUCGAUCUCAGCUCUCAGAGUCACCGGAAGGUGGAGUUCGCCUGGUCCAUUGCCUCUCAGGUGAUAGCCAUGGUGGGAAAAAAUGGCAGAAAGGGAGAUUAUCUGAACGCAGUGUUUGAGCUGCCCAUGGAGGUCUCCGAGUCCUCACAGAUCGUCUUCAAAGAGGAGCCGGAGGACGGCUUCGGCCAGCCGGACCUUAACGAUGACGACGACAUCGUGUUCGUCCGAAAACUGAAGCCUGUUGACAUUGAGCCUCUCAGAACAAGACAAUUUGAAGACGUCACCUUGAUCCCCGGGAAGUUGUGAUAGCGCUAAAAAGCAGAAAACUCCUCUCUGAAACAGCUUGGACUCCCCUGAAGGUAGGAUUCACCGCAAGGUAUUCGACUGCACUGAUUUUGACUAGGUGUACCUAAUAAUCUGAAACUGAAUGUCAGUAUUGCAUAUGAUGAUCAGUCCCCACUUCUGACCGAAGCCAAACGGCUCCUCCUGUGAGUUCCUGUCCUGGUGCUGGCAGAGAGCCGAAACAGAGAGAACAAUCAGCGUUUUAAAAUUUAUCCGACUUAACGUGGGCAUGCACUUCUUAGGAAAUAGAGAAAGACAGCGGUUUGUAAUUAAACCAAGUAAACUACGGCCACAAAGCACCAGCAGCUGUUUAGCUGAUAGUCGUAAAACAUGAGAAAACGUGUAAUGAAAUGAACAGAUGCACUGUGGACGUUGAAACCUCAACGUGACGGGAUCCAGGGGACGUAAGGUGAUAUUCACAAGAUUAUAAGCUUUUUAAAACACUUUGAUCCGCAUACAGACGCUCUACCAUCAGUUUGUCAAAUAUGAUUUAAAGUUUCGGUACCACUUUCUGAUAAGGCAGGGUUUGCAAAGGGUUUAUAAGCUGACAUUUAUGGCUUUAUUAGUGGUUAAAAAAUCAUUUAUUAAUGCCCUGUAGAUCAGCUGUAGGCCAUUAAUAAGAUCUACGUUGGUGUUGCCAGGUUGUGGAAAAUCCUCCUCCAGCACAACACUUCUCUUGUCUCUCUAGCUCAUUAAUUCGUCAAGGAGACGUCUCCGAUGGACGGUUUGACCACCGGUCUUCUGAAAAACAGCUGCAGGACACCUGGACCAAAAUCCCUUUAGAAACUGAUCACUGACAUUUAAAACUGGGGACCUGAUGGACUGUAGAACCUCUUAUUAGUGAUUUACUAACAUUUGUAACUGCAGGUGACUAACGGUUCAUCAGAAAUGGAGAAACCCAAGUCAUACUGACAUUUAUACCCUGAGGAUUUAUUAGAAAGCGUGAAAACCUCAGUAAUAAUUAUUGGUUUAGCAACAUUUGUAUCGGCUUUAUUACUUAUUUAUCACGAUGAAAAGGAGUCUUUGUGAAGACAACAGAACGGGAACUUCACCUCAGAACGUCAACGUAUUUACAUUUACUGUGUUCUUCUCUCUACAUUUGGACUAUUUUAAGUUUUACACACAGAUCAGCAGUGAGUCAGACUCUGUAAGUUAAUAAAUGAUUCUACCCAAAUAAAUGUUAAUAAUCCGGUUACAUGUCCUGCAGCUCUUCACCAGAGGAUCGGUGGUCAAACCGUCCAUUGGAGACGUCUCCCUGGGGACUUACAGAGAUAAAAGACACCGAUGUCGCUCCGGAGGAGGAUUAUUCCACAGCCUGGAUCAGU
Molecule: messenger RNA, 4536 nt
Organism: Xiphias gladius (swordfish)
Lineage: Eukaryota; Metazoa; Chordata; Actinopteri; Istiophoriformes; Xiphiidae
Exons: 5
Coding region: 434-3175 (913 amino acids)
Source: RefSeq, a predicted model, not a curated record